UCUGGCUUUGACGUUGAAAUUCACACACGUGAUCAUCACAAGAGAAGAUUAUUUCUUUCUUGCAUGUAUAUAGACGGAGCUAUCUGCAGAUAAGACGAAAUGGCAUCCAAGCCUGAUAUGAAGGUUGCAGUGGUAACGGGAGCGAACAAAGGCAUUGGGCUGGAAAUAGUAAAAUCCCUAUGCCGCCAUUUUGGACAAGAUGGCGUCGUUUACCUGACUGCGCGUAAUGAAGGGCGUGGCCUAGCAGCCGUAGAGCUCCUUCAGAAAGAGGGACUCAAUCCUAGGUUUCAUCUUCUUGACGUCACUGACCAGAGUAGUAUCGAUACACUACGGGAUCACCUCGAGAAAGAGCAUGGCGGGAUUGAUAUUCUUAUCAACAAUGCUGGCAUCGGUACAUCGCACCAUCUACCCCUUUACGAAAAAUCACUGCCCGUUGUGAAGACAAACUUCUUUGCCGUUCUAGCAGUCUGCCGGAGUUUAAUGCCCCUAGUUCGGCCAAGUGGAAGGAUCGUUAAUGUUGCAAGCACGACGGGGUAUAUAGCAUUUAGAGAACAGUUGAACGAGGAUUUGAAGAAUCGUUUUCGACAAGUUAAAGACGAAGAAGACCUUAUGGCUCUGAUGGAUGAAUAUCUGCAAUCCUGCAAAGAACGGACCAUAGGGAAGAACAGAUGGCCGGAUAAGGCAUAUGGAAUAGCCAAGCUUGGUGUCAUUGUAUGGACCAAGAUACAGGCUAAGAGGUUGUCUGAACAGGAGAUGACACGAGGCAUACGCGUCAAUGCGUGUUGUCCAGGCUUUGUGUACACCGAUCUGACUGCUCACUUACCCGCCGAUCACUAUGGAGGAACUAAAAUUUCAACCGUAGAGGGCGUCGCUACUCCUGUUUUUCUCGCACUCUUACCGCCUGGUGCAGAGGGGCCAAACGGAGAGUUCCUUUUGCGAAGGAAAUCCUAUGAUUUCCUCCACACCGAUGUAACCAUUGACAUAUGUGAAUAAAAUUAUGUGCGAAUGUGCAUCAAUACUUCCGAUACGAUGAAGGGUAAUUUCUUGUAAUGUAAUGUAAUAUCAUGUAAUGCAAUGUAAUGUUAUGUAAUGAAGUGAAGUGUAAUGUAAUGCAGCUGUAUAAAGAAAACAUGUUAUAGGAAGGUAUUACCUUAUAAUUUCGAAAUCAAAGUUACUGAUUCAGUAGAUAUUCCAUUAUCAUUCACAACCCUUUCUGUUAGUCCGUAAUCACGUGAUCUGCAGAAGCCAAUCAUGCCCAUAAGGGUAUCACCAUUAUCAUACAAUGAAGAAUUCUUCCGAUAGGCAAAAACUCAAUUCAGCUAAUCAACCUUGCCAGUGCUUAUAUAAUUUUCCUCGUUUGCUUAUUUUUUUUUUCUUGUAAAAAUUAGGAGACUAUUUUACAUGUUGAUUUUUUUCUGUCAUUGGAGUUUAGGCCUAGCUCUAUUAGCCUAACGUGAUCAACAUUUAUUUGCAUUCUCGAUUUAAACAUUAAAUACAUUGAAUACAUUGUGUAUUGGAUAAAUAGAUUUUGAACGAAAUACUGUAA
Lytechinus pictus (painted urchin) is the source of this 1546-nucleotide messenger RNA. Its product is annotated as carbonyl reductase [NADPH] 1-like. The transcript is spliced from 6 exons. Gene Ontology annotation, molecular function: carbonyl reductase (NADPH) activity. NCBI's taxonomy places the organism in Eukaryota, Metazoa, Echinodermata, Echinoidea, Temnopleuroida, Toxopneustidae. The record is from RefSeq and is a predicted model, not a curated record. The coding region runs from base 100 to 993 and encodes 297 amino acids.